This is a messenger RNA of Tilletiaria anomala UBC 951, 711 nucleotides long. RefSeq lists its product as uncharacterized. Gene Ontology annotation, biological process: tRNA 5'-leader removal. The record is from RefSeq and is a predicted model, not a curated record. Bases 1 to 711 code for a protein of 236 amino acids. Lineage: Eukaryota; Fungi; Basidiomycota; Exobasidiomycetes; Georgefischeriales; Tilletiariaceae. The transcript has 2 exons. Gene Ontology annotation, cellular component: ribonuclease P complex.
AUGGCCGCACCCGCGCCUUCACCUAGUGGCUCAUCCUCGUCCUCUUCAUCGUCUGCGCACUCGCUCAGCCCAGCGCACCUGCCAUCUACACUGAACGCUUCGACGCUAAUCCGAGCCAUACGCAAAGCGCUGGAGACGUUCUUCGGCGAUGCGGGCGCCGGAACAUGCGGCGGCGCGCUUGCGUGUCGAUACUACUCUCCCAAGACGGGCAUGGCUAUCAUACGGUGUGCAAGAGAGGCUGCAAGGACCGUCUGGGCUGCAAUCACCAUGAUCAACGAGCUGGAAGGGCGCAGGGUCCGGAUCGCUGUCGUGCAUUGCAGCGGCACAAUCAAGAAGACGCAGAUGCGAGCGAUCGAAAUGGAUAAGAAGGUAAUCUUCUUCUUGCGACGCCACAACGCUUCGUCUGAGCGCAGAGCAGAUGUCGAGCGACAGCGAGCGCUGUUUGCCAUGUUCCAGACCCAGCCGGGCAAUAUUAACACCGCAGAAGCCCUCAGCAAUACAGCCGCACUACCCGCUGGCUCCGCCGGCGCAAAAGAGCCCGUUCCUAACGUCGAGGCCAAGGGAGGUGUAGCCGCACAGAACCGGAAAAGAAAGCGAGAGGGUCAGAACCGGGCAGCGGAUGGUGGCCGAGAGACUUCUCAGCCCUUGGAUGAGGAGACGAAGAAAGAGCUGGAUGCGAGUAUGAAAGCCAUCAUGGCUAUCCAACAGUAG